CUCUUAUAACUAGUUGCUUCUGUUCUAUGUUAAUCAAAAAACAACUCUACUCUUUCCUACGUUGCAUCGAUCACAAGGAAGGCCAAGGAGGAUUAACAAAAUAAUUAUUCAAACCGGAAGAUGUCAUCAUCGUCAUCCGAUGGAGUGGAAGAAAGAUUGGACGAAAUUAUCGACGAUAUCAUUGACGAAACCUACAUCAACAUUGUGGAAUCCCAACCCAAAAAGCAGAGGAAACGCGCUUACAUAGAACGAGACCGGGAAUUAGGACACAACCGAUUAUGGAAUGAUUACUUCAGCGAAGAUGCGACAUUCCCGACACAUUUAUUUAGACGUCAUUUCCGUAUGAACAAAGACUUAUUCUUGCGUAUUGCCUAUCGCCUCUCAGAAAACGUUCCAUUCUUUCAACAAAGAAGAGAUGCAACAGGGAGGUUUGGUCUUUCUCCACUACAUAAAUGUACGGCAGCAAUUCGUCUCCUUGCUUAUGGUAAUGCAGCAGACGCGGUUGAUGAAUAUCUCAGAAUUGGUGAAAGCACGGCAAUUUUCUGUUUAGAGCAUUUUAAUGAAGGAAUAAUCCGGUUAUUUGGUGAUGAGUAUCUACGAAGACCGACAGCAGAGGAUUUUGAACGACUACUCCAUAUUGGAGAGAUACGAGGGUUUUCUGGGAUGGUAGGAAGCAUCGACUGUAUGCAUUGCAGGUGGAAAAAUUGCCCAACCGCUUGGAAAGGACAGUACACCCGGGGAUCAACAAAACCGUCAAUUGUCUUAGAGGCAGUAGCUUCACAAGAUCUUUGGAUAUGGCACGUUUUCUUUGGUCUUCCAUGUACCUUAAACGAUAUUAAUGUCCUAGAUCGGUCUCCUGUCUUUGAUGACAUUAUUCAAGGUCGAGCUCCGAGGGUAGAGUAUAUGGUCAACCGACACAUCUAUAAUUUGGCGUAUUACCUAACAAACGGUAUUUAUCCAAACUGGUCAACAUUUAUCCAAUCUAUCUCACUCCCUCAAGGUCUUAAAACAGAUUUAUUUACUAAAUAUCAAGAAUCAACCCGAAAAGAUGUGGAGAGGGCUUUUGGAGUUUUGCAAUCUCGAUUUGCAAUUGUGAAAAACCCCGGCUCUUUCAUGGGACCAGGAUAAGAUAGGGAAGACUAUGAGGGCAUGUAUCAUACUACAUAAUAUGAUAGUUGAAAAUGAACGAGCUGGAUACAACACUCAGUACGAUACAUCGGAAUUUGAAGAAGGAGAGGUACACAGCAGUUCACGGGUGCAUAAGUCUCGUGGUACGGACCUCCCUCCAAGCAUCACUGAAAUUCGUGCCAAUCUGGUUCAGGUUCGAGAGACGGAUACACAUUACCAAUUGAAUAAUGAUUUAAUC
Messenger RNA from Brassica oleracea var. oleracea, 1366 nucleotides. RefSeq lists its product as uncharacterized. The coding region runs from base 121 to 1128 and encodes 335 amino acids. The transcript is spliced from 2 exons. The record is from RefSeq and is a predicted model, not a curated record. Lineage: Eukaryota; Viridiplantae; Streptophyta; Magnoliopsida; Brassicales; Brassicaceae.